AUGGCUCUUACUAUCGCUCAACUUUGUCGUGGCAAUGAAACAUUGCCAUUACUUGCUCAGGACCCAGAGUAUACAGAGGUCGCAGAAGAUAUCCUGACCAAGAAGGGAUUCAAAAUUGUUGGGACUCACGGUGCAGGAGGAUUCGCGGAAAUCGACGAGGACUCGAUCAUAAUAUCGCCCUUUGCUGCCGCCCCAGUCAAGCAGAUUAUCGCCGAUCUUGCUCGGCCUGUGCUCAUUAUUUCCACCGGCUUUGACGUCUUCAAUAGCAAUGAGUAA
Molecule: messenger RNA, 276 nt
Organism: Penicillium lagena
Lineage: Eukaryota; Fungi; Ascomycota; Eurotiomycetes; Eurotiales; Aspergillaceae
Exons: 1
Coding region: 1-276 (91 amino acids)
Source: RefSeq, a predicted model, not a curated record